Messenger RNA from Hordeum vulgare subsp. vulgare (domesticated barley), 2035 nucleotides. Its product is annotated as mitogen-activated protein kinase kinase 3-like. Gene Ontology annotation, molecular function: ATP binding; MAP kinase kinase activity. The record is from RefSeq and is a predicted model, not a curated record. NCBI's taxonomy places the organism in Eukaryota, Viridiplantae, Streptophyta, Magnoliopsida, Poales, Poaceae. Gene Ontology annotation, biological process: protein phosphorylation; MAPK cascade. The transcript has 10 exons. The coding region runs from base 201 to 1757 and encodes 518 amino acids.
UACUUCCUUGCCGUUGGAUUCAUGACUUACCGACCUACCUGCGCGGCUGCGCCGCCUCCGGCAAUCUCUCAAAUUUGGCGACGGAGGAAAACAUGUGCGUCCCGUCUGGUCCCGUCGUGUCAAACGGAAGCGAAAUCAAAGCCUCAAACGCCCUCUCCCUCGCCCUUCUCCUCUUCUCUUAGCCUUGUUUGGUUGUGAUAAUGGCUGGACUGGAGGAGCUGAAGCGGAGGCUGCAGCCCAUCUUCUUCGACGCCGAUGGCAAUGUUGUGCCGCCCCCCGCCGCCGACGGAACGCACGACGACUCCAGCUCUGACGACUGCGAGGUUUUGGAUGGUGGAACUGUCAAUUUAUUGAGUAGGUCUUCUGAUGAAUAUAACAUCAGUAAGCUUGGCUUCCAUAAACGAACAACUAGACCAGACGGUGACUAUGCUACAGAUAAGGCAUAUCGAUGUUCUUGUCAUGAUAUGCAUAUUUUUGAUUCUGUUGGUAAUGGUGCAAGCAGCGUUGUCCACAGAGCUAUUUAUGUGCCAGUUCAUCGAGUUUUGGCACUCAAGAAAAUCAACAUUUUUGAGAAGGAAAAGAGACAACAGAUUCUUAACGAGAUUAGAACGUUAUCAGCAGCAUCUUGUUAUCCAGGUUUAGUUGAAUUCCAAGGAGUUUUUUACACUCCGGACUCUGGAGAAAUAUACUUUGCACUUGAGUAUAUGGAUGGUGGUUCAUUAGCAGAUAUUAUCAGGGUCAAGAAAUUCAUAACAGAACCAGUUCUUUCACAUAUGCUACAGAAAGUGUUGCUAGCUCUGCGCUACUUGCAUGAAGUGAGGCGUUUAGUUCACAGAGAUAUAAAGCCAGCAAAUUUGCUGCUAAAUCUAAAGGGUGAUACAAAAAUUACAGACUUUGGUGUAACUUCUGGACUUCAUGAUUCAAUUACCAUGUGUGCUACCUUCCUGGGCAGUGUAACAUAUAUGUCUCCCGAGAGAAUUCGGAACGAAAAUUACUCAUAUGCGGCUGAUAUCUGGAGCCUUGGACUAACAGCGUUGGAGUGUGCAACUGGAAGAUACCCAUAUGAUGUAAGCGGGGGCGAGGCCGACCUCAUGCUGCAGAUACUAGAAGAUCCAUCGCCAACACCACCGCAACAUAUGCAUUCAGAGGAGUUUUGCUCGUUCAUCGAUGCUUGCUUGCAGAAAGAUGCUGAUGCAAGACCAACAUGUGAUCAGCUUUUGUCUCAUGCCUUCAUCAAGAAAUACGAGGGACCUGGUGUGGACUUGGCAGAGUACAAUAAAAGUGUUCAUGAUCCAUCGGAAAGAUUAUCACAGAUAGCACAUAUGCUUGCCGUACAUUACUACCUGAUCUUUGACGGUGGUGAUGACCAAUGGUGUCACAUGAAGUCAUUCUAUGAACAAGAUUCUACUUUCAGUUUCUCAGAGGAAACACAUUUUGGUAAGAGCGACAUAUUCGAUACUUUGUCCAGAAUAAGGGAAAUGCUAAAAGAUAACAGCCGUUGCAAGAAGAUUGGCCGUGUGAUGGAGAAGGUUUACUGUCGCGCACAUGGGGAGGAAGGGAUGAGUGUUCGAGUUUCGGGAUCAUUCAUUAUGGGGAACGAGUUCCUCGUGUGCGCAGAUGGGUUUUGCGUUGAAGGGAUGCUGAGCAUUGUCGAAAUCUCUCCCGACAUUCUCAGUAAGCAGGCAUGCCAUUUCCAGGAAGAUUUUUUCAUGGAGCCAGGGACUGCCAUGGGAUGCUAUGUGAUAUCAAGGACCUAGCAUGAACAAGAAGGAUGAUCAUUGAAGCAAGAUCAAGCAUGGAGAAGAAGGUGCACACGUGGAAAAGAACAUUGGAGUUUUCAGAAGCCACCAUAAGAAAAGCAUGAAGGCUUGAACGAAAUAUAUAAGAUGUUACUUCAUAAAUUUUAUUCAUAGGCUACUAUAGGUGUCGCGUCAUCUUAUUUUUGGGUGAGGCUAGUGUAAUUUUGAAAUACCACAUUAUAGGCCGUUUUAGAGUCCGUAUGUGUAGGGAAACUGAGUUAGGGUUGGUUUCGGAC